Penicillium canariense is the source of this 264-nucleotide messenger RNA. RefSeq lists its product as uncharacterized. The coding region runs from base 1 to 264 and encodes 87 amino acids. Lineage: Eukaryota; Fungi; Ascomycota; Eurotiomycetes; Eurotiales; Aspergillaceae. The record is from RefSeq and is a predicted model, not a curated record. The transcript has a single exon.
AUGCUCCACUCGCUUCUGAUCCCUUCCCUUGGGAGGAACAAGGAUGUGCCCGGACGCAGUAGUAGUCGUCCUCUUGAUGCCGGUCCUGCCGUUGUGACGGUUGCUCGGAAUCUAUCGUUGUGGCUUGAUCCAUCCUCGCAUUUCGUCCCAGCUGUGCUCGACUCCUCGGCGUUCCUGAUCGUGGUUCUCCACCGUCUAUUGGUGCAGCCCAGCCAUGCACCGUCGAUGAUCCUCCUGACGUUCGUCUCCGCUGUCACGGGCUGA